AUGGAUAACUAUAGACCAAUUUCCGUCUUGCCUGUAUUAGCAAAGAUUAUUGAACGUGUUGUUCACAGACAGCUAUCUAUCUAUCUGGAAGAAAACUGUCUGCUUUCCCCUAACCAAUUUGGAUUUCGUAAAGGUCGAUCGACUCAACAGGCAGUUACCUAUUUCUCGGACCAUAUAAGGGAUUGUAUGGACAAAGGUGAAUACUGUGGCGCUGUCUUUAUCGAUCUGAAGAAAGCAUUCGACACGGUGGAUCAUGGUCGUUUACUGUCCAAAUUAUCUCACUACGGUAUUAAAGAUAAAGAACUAACAUGGUUUGAGAACUAUUUAUUUGGAAGGCGUCAACGUGUAAUCUACGAUGGCACACAAUCUGACAGCCAACCUGUCGUCUGUGGUGUGCCACAGGGUUCCAUCUUAGGGCCUAUGCUGUUCAUCUUAUUGAUUAAUGACAUCGAUCACCAAUUGAAUAGCUGUAAAAUCCUACUAUAUGCUGACGACACAGUGGUCUUUACAUCCAGUAAAAAUCAAGAAACCAUUAAAGUAAAUUUAAACUCGGAUCUAUCAAAACUGGCCACCUGGUUUUAUGAAAACAACCUAGUCGUCAACCUCAAAAAAGGAAAAACCGAAUUCAUCCUGUACGGUACACCUAACAAAUUGUCAAAAGCCGAGAAAAUGGAUAUUAUGAUUCGAAACGAACCGGUGAACGAAGUACAAGCGUAUCAAUACCUCGGAGUUAAAAUGGAUAAAUCCUUAACCUAUGUUGAGCACAAAGACAAGAUAUAUAAAGAAGCUAUGAGAAGAGUUAAACUCCUAUCACGCAUACGACGUGACAUCAGCCCAUUGGUUGCGCAGUCAAUCUACAAAACGAUGAUAGAGCCAAUCCUUUUAUACUGUAAUAAUCUAUUUCUCGGUGACACAGUCAGCUCGAUCGAAAAAUUCCAGAAAGUACAAGAACGAGCUUUCAAAAUUGCUUAUGGCAACAACAUCCAAAAUAAUUGGACAAAGUUGGAAAAAAUCCGAAACAGAGCUUGUGUAAUAGAAGUGUUUAAAUGUUUAAAUGGCUUGGCACCUCAAUGCUAUGAUGGCUACUUCCAAAGGCACUCACAUGGAAAAGGCACCCGUGGAGAUAACAACAAACUGCUAUUUGCCAAAAGUUAG
Molecule: messenger RNA, 1155 nt
Organism: Paramuricea clavata
Lineage: Eukaryota; Metazoa; Cnidaria; Anthozoa; Malacalcyonacea; Plexauridae
Source: the annotation of a GenBank genome assembly